Molecule: messenger RNA, 3918 nt
Organism: Tympanuchus pallidicinctus (lesser prairie-chicken)
Lineage: Eukaryota; Metazoa; Chordata; Aves; Galliformes; Phasianidae
Gene: OCSTAMP
Product: osteoclast stimulatory transmembrane protein
Exons: 2
Coding region: 2163-3437 (424 amino acids)
Cellular component (GO): membrane
Source: RefSeq, a predicted model, not a curated record
ACUUCAGGAAUCCCAGGAAUCCAUUUAUGGUGGAUUUGUUGGCCACAGGGAAUUGGGAAAGGAGCAGGUCUUCCUUUGCAAGAACCACAAGAUACCCAGAUCCAGUUGUGCAUGGCCAAUGGCCGUGGCCCCAAAAGAUGCUCAUCUACAGCUCCCACGAGGCUGCUGGUCUCAGCAAAAAGCUCGAGUCAAGCUUCCUAAAUGCAAACUUCUUUGAGUUAGGUAGAAUGAAGCAGCCAGAUUCCACCAAGGAAGGGGUACAGAAGUGAGAGUUGUAGAGGAGUUGCCCUUUAAGCACUGUGAGCCCAGCACACGAGUUCACAGUUUCAGCAGAGAAAUGCAGCCUGCCAGAACUGAUCAACAGUGACCAGAGCAUUUGUUGGAGCCUUCCAUGCCCAGAAGUGCCUUUGGGCCAUGACUGAUGCCUGCUGGAGGAAAGCCCCCUUUUCUCUAAGUGCUCAACAUACUGCUGGGAUGAGACAGCUGAUUUCCCAAUUCAGGACAGUGACACCCCAACUCCCAUGUGAUCCUUGUUCCCCCCAGUCUUUCCAUAUAGUACUGACUCAUUCCAUAUGGAGCUGACUCAUUUCUCUCAGCAGCAUGUCAUCGCACCAAGCCUCUGCACUUCAGCAAGAUCCAAGGCAGUCUGACAGCAGGGUUGCUCCUGGGCUCCACAUACCAGCUUUGUCCACUCACAACAGGAAUUUACAGCAUCUGUUGACUCAAAUUGCCUUAUGAAGCCCAUUUUUUGAGUCCUGGCUGCCUGGUGUCUUCCUGUGGGUGUCCCAGCAGCUGCCUCCAGUAUCCACAGUGGCAGUAACAGGGCAUCAGAACAUGGGGAGCCUACAGACAGGACAGGGACACAUCUCGUCAUCCAGGUAUGUAAUACCUGCUUCAGUCUUUUUGUCCCAAUAGCUUUGAACUGCCUAUCCACUGGCAAACGUCUGGUAAAUGGAUUAGCCGGGCACAAUUCCCACUCUGGGGUUACUGCUGCUGCUGCCAGGCUAGGACAGAUGGGCUCUCCUGGCUGGUCUCGUCCUUGGGACAGGACUGAAAGCUGCAGUGGGAUAAUCCUUCUCCCCGCCAGGUUUUCUGCUCUCUGGAGAGUCAUUCCACAUCAGACGCCUGAGAAAUAGUACUUCUUCCCAAACAUUUGUUUCCAUUAGGCAUUUAAAUAGCUCCCUGGGACUUUUCAUCCUGCCUGCAGUAGCCAAAUUCUUAACCUUGGAGAUUUCCUCUGUCACUAAGGCAUCUGUGUGAAACAAUGUUUUCUCUGAUCAGUUCUGUAUUUGUCACCCAUAGAUUUGCUGAGUCUCCUACUUGGAUUUUCAUCUCUUAUUAAGAAGCAGGCAGGCAAAAGCUCCUGCUCCAGCUCCUCUGUUCCAUUAAGCACCUUUAUUAUUGAGCUAACUAACAAUUUCCAGAGCAGCUGGGAGUCCUUUCUUCCUUUCUCUCUCUUCUAAGAAGCCACCAAACCUGCUCUUAAACACAGCUAAAGAGUUCAGCCUACUCUGAAUGACUUCUUUUUUAUAGAGUAAUAUAAUGUUUUUCUCUAAUGAUAUUAGAGGAGGAGGAGUUGCUUAUAACUGGUAUCAGAUCUUUCAUAGAAUCAUGGAAUCACUGAGGUUGGAAAAGACCUCAGAUCUCCAAGACCAACCCCAACCCACCCCACCAUGCCCACUAGCUAUGUCCUUCAGUGCCACAUCUCCACAUUUCUUGAACACCUCCAGGGACAGCGACCCCACCACCUCCCUGGGCAGCUGUGCCACUGCAUCAGCACUCUUUCAGAAAAUAAAUGUUUCCUAAUAUUGAACCUGAACCUCCUCUCAUGCAACUUAAAGCCACCGCCUCUCGUCCUGUUGCUAUGACUGGGGAGCAGAGGCUGACCCCCACCUGGCCACAACCGCCUUUCAGGGAGUUGUAGACAGCGAUUUCAACAAAUGCUAUGAACUGUCCUGGCCUGCAUGGUUGCAGGGAAGACCCCAGUGCCAGCAACUCAGAUAUCAGAGAGGCAAAGAGCGAGAUCAGAGAGGGAUGUUACAAAUUCCCCAAAUUAGUGCAUUUUUGUAUUUCCUUACUAACACCUUGGUGCUUAUUCUUUGCACAGAUUGCAUGACAACGCCUAUUAUGAAGACUCCCUGUUCCCAAAGUUGCAGAGGAUCAUGACAGAGCAAUGGUCCAUAUACUCCAAACCAGUCCCAGCAGACAGCCGGGAGCUGUGGUCCCUAUUUCUGCAGUGCUCCUGCAUCACCGUGCUGCUUGGAGGCCUCUUCUACAACUGGCUCUUUGCAUCCCUGGAGUACCCCCAGCACAUCUCCAUCGCAAUGGCCAUCACCUUCAGCCUGCUCCUCCUCCUUGCCCUGUUCUUGCUGCACCCUGUGCGCUGUGCCUUCAGCAUCACCAUGCCGACACUGGGCACCAAGCAGGGCCGGAAGCUCCUCUUGUCAGCCUGCAUCAUGAUAGCAGUGGUUAACAUCACCCCCAACAUCAUCAGCAACAUCAAGACCUUACUGCAGGUCAUCCUGUGCAUCUCCAAGAAUUCCUCUGAGAGCCUUUUGAACUCCACUGAUCUGCUGGAGAACGCUUCCUGGAAGCUGGGGGAUGAAAUAAAAAAUUACGCUAUUUUGAAGCCCAUGGAUGGACAUUUUCAGUUUUCACUGGUGAAGAACAACUCCUGGAUUAACCAGGUGCACCUCGCUGGUGAGAAAGCCAGGAAGGAUUUUUUGGCUGUCGAGGUGCUGGUCAAAGAUUGUGUGCGAGCAGGCAACAAACUGGUCGCUGCCUUCUCCGUGCUCUACCUCUGCUUUGAGUCCAUCUGGUACUUGAAGAAUUACCUCACCAACCUCCGCUUCGACAACAUUUACAUCACCAAGAAGCUGCAGCGUUUGGCUGAGGAUGGAGGAGCCUCCCACUUGCUGGUGGGCUCAGCCCAACGCCUCAUCCGCCCCACGGGCCUCAGGCUGUCCCGUGAGGAGCUGAUGCUGUGCCUGGCGCAGGCGCUGCGCCUCUCGGUGGCCCUGCUGCUGGUGCUGGUGGUGGUGGCCUUGGAGCACCUCGUCUUUGGCGUAGCGGACGUGGCAGUGAGGAGGAUGGCUCAGCUGUCCGCAGUGCCCAUCACGCUCAGCAUCAAAUACCAGGCUGAAAUAGACUUCCUGAAAAUCUCACUUCCCGUGAAGGACGUUGAUAGGAGCUACCACCACUCCCUGACCUUCAGCUCUGCUGGCUGCAGGAUCAGCCCCCCGAUACCUCCCAACCCCUCCGUGCUGCUGGUUGUGGGGCUGCUCUUCUGCAUUAUCUACGCCACCGUGUUUCUGGAGACCUACGCACGCCGCCUGUGCAGGAAAAUUUCUGCUUCCUUCUUUGAGAGCCGGGAGGACGAGCGGGCACGUUACCUCUAUGGCAAGCUGUCCCGGCAGCACAGGAAGCAACACAGCUGAGAAAUGAAGGACAAUUUUGGACAUGCAGGGAAUGACAAAGAGCUUGUGGCAAUAACUGGAUAUGCAAAGGGAUCGCAGAAUUCACUCUCUAGAGUCAGAGAAGUGGUUGGAGCCUGGGAGCAAUAUUUGCCAAUUUAAGAGAGAAAAAGGCCAGAAGUGAUAUUUUGAUUAAUCUGAGAAAAAAUGAGCUACAUUCACUUUCUUUUCUUAAUUCAAUCUAGAACUCAUCCAGGAAUGUUGGAAAAAGGAACCCAAGAUAAUUCCUAUGACUGUGAGGGUGUUGGCAGCAUUAUGCAAGGCUAAGUGUGCGUGGGAGAUGGGUGGAGGAAGUGCUCCUUCACCUUCCCAUGUCACUGCUGGAGGAAGUGCACCCUUCAUCGAUUCAUACCAUCUUUAGGUUGGAAAGAGCUAUGAGAUCAUCUCACCCAACUGCUUCCUUUCUCCCUGAAGUGAUCCCUACAGGAAGCAAGCAAAAAACCCC